AUGGUCUCUUCAGUCCAGGAUGCCCAGCCCCUCGUGGACACUCGCGCCCCACUGAGCCUCAGCCACCUCCGCCUGAAACUCAAGAAACUGAAGCUCGAGGAGGAGCGUCUCACGGUCAUCGACAGGGAUAACCGCUUGCUGCUGGAGAGGGUGUCCUGCAUCAUGAGGACCAGGGGACAGACUGAGAAAGAAACAACUGCACAUGUAAGAGACGAGGUGGCCACUCCCAGCCUCAUGCUGGUGCUGCUUUUUCCCAACCACAUUGUUUUUUACCCAAAGUGCAGUUCUCUGUAG
This is a messenger RNA of Prionailurus viverrinus (fishing cat), 294 nucleotides long. RefSeq names its product CFAP97 domain containing 2 (gene CFAP97D2). NCBI's taxonomy places the organism in Eukaryota, Metazoa, Chordata, Mammalia, Carnivora, Felidae. The record is from RefSeq and is a predicted model, not a curated record. The transcript is spliced from 4 exons. Bases 1 to 294 code for a protein of 97 amino acids.